AUGGUUUUAAAUAAUAAUAAAGGGUCCUCAGUUGCAGGUAAAGAAGGUAAAAUAAAAAGAACAAGAUCAAGGUUUGGUUGUCAUAAUUGUAAACGAUUAAAAGUUAAAUGUGAUGAAACAAAACCUUCAUGUCUGUUAUGUCAGAAAUCAAACAAGAAAUGUGAUUAUUCAGUUCAGCUCACUUGGGGUGGUAGGCCAUAUAAGAAGAAGAAAGUUAAUGGGUAUGGAUUUGCUACUGUUGAUACUUUUACAAAAGAUCAAGGAAUUAAGACAUCAGAUUCAACUCUAUUGAGUUCAAAGGAUGGGAAAUUAAAUAAUAAUAAUAAUUAUGGUCAAAUAACACUUGAUUUUUCAGAUAAACCAAUAUCGACUGAAGUCUCAAACAAUAAAAUAAGUCCAGUUACCCCGGAUAGUAUUACAAAUAUUAAAACUCCAGAUCAAAUAUUUGAUUAUGAUAAUACUCAUAUUGAAAAUCAAUUUGAUUUUAAUCCUGAUUUGUUAGUAUUUCAAAGUUCUGGUGCUAUUAAUACUUUGGAUUUUGAGAAUUCUAAAGUAUUUGAAGAAAUGCAAACAACAAAUGUGGCAGCUAAAGACUUUUUAAAUGAUUUUAUAUUACCAGAUUUAGAUGUUUUAACAAAUGACCUUCAAUCUUCAACUUAUUUAACUGAAUUAAAUCCAAGAAUUCAAGAACUAGAACAAAAUCAUGAAAAUUUAAUUGAUGAAGAAAGUUUAAUGUCUAGAAAUAUGUUUUCAAAUAUAUCACAAUCUUCUUCUUCAAAUACAAAUUUAACUAACUAUAAGUUCUCUGAUGAAUUAACAGAAGAAGAGAAAAAAUUAUUAACAGGAUUUGAAUUUGUUCCAUAUUCAUUUCUUCCAUUACCUGAUAUGCUUUUAAAAGCACCAUAUUUUAGAGAAAAUUUCCAUAUAUUUGUGGAAAUUGUAUCAGUUACAAUUGUUGUUGCUCCACCUGUGAUUUAUGAAAAUAAUCCAGUUAAAAAAAUUCUUCCUCAAAUGGCUUUAUCAUCAUAUUCAGAUGGUAUGCUUGCCCUAUUGGUUGCUACUGGGAUAAUGCAAAGUUGUGUUUAUCGUGGUGAACAACAUCCCAAAGGUAUAGUUAAUAUGUUAUUAAGGAAAUCUUUAAAUGAUUUAUAUAAUCGUCUUACAGAUGUUAAUGAAGCAAAUUCAGAUUAUACAUUAGCUUUAGUUAUGAUGUUGGCAUGUUUUGAAUCAAUUUUUAGUGAAUGUAAAGAUUGGAGAUCUCAUCAUAAUGGUGCUAAAAAUAUUAUAUUGGCAAGAGGAAUUAUAAAAACUCGGAAGGAUGAAUUAAAUAAUAAUAAGAAUAAUAAUAAGAUUAAUAAAAAAUUUGUUACAUUAGGUCCUGGUGAUGAAAAUGAUAUUGUGUUUUUCCUUGCUCGUUGGUUUGCUUAUGUUGAUGUUAUUGGUUCAUUAUCUUCAUCAUUAAAAUUUUCAACACCUACUGAACAAGAUAAUCAAUUAUUAUGGGAAGCUCAUGAUAUUACUAAGAAAGAUAUCUUAGAAUUAAAAGAUAUUGAUCCAUUAUCUGGUUUAGAUUAUAGAUUAUUAAGUCAUCUUUCCAAAAUUUUAUCAUUAGUUAAAGAACGUGAAUCUUUUCAUAAAGGAAAGCAAAAUGCCAUAUCAGAAGAACCAUCAAUAACAGAACGAGCGUUAGAAGUUAAAGAAGAUUUAUUAGAAUGUCUUGAAACUUUUGAAAAUGAACGAAACAAGGUCAUAGAACAAGUUAUCAUAAGACAAGACCCUGCUAAAUUAAUUAAAUUAAAAGGAUAUGAAACAAUGAGAGCUGUUAAUAGAGCACUUAUCUAUGCAGGUGUAAUACAACUUUAUAGAAGAGUUUUAUUAGUUUCAAGAAAUUCUAAAUUAGUUCAAAAAUUGAUUAAAGAUAUAACUGAAAUUUUGAGGACAAAAGUUGAAAGAGAUACUCCAUCAUCAUUUUGUACAAUAUUUGCAUUAAUUACAGCAGGAUGUGAUGCAAUUGAUGAAGAUACAAGAUUUUUCUAUUCAGAUAGAGUUUAUUCAAUGGGUGAACGAGGGUUUAGAUUUGGUUAUGAAGCUCAUAAAGUUAUGCUGGAAAGUUGGAGUACAGGUAAAUUUUGGAUUGAUAUUAUAACUGAAAGAAAUAUUGAUUUUGGAUUUUUUUAA
This is a messenger RNA of Hansenula ciferrii, 2178 nucleotides long. RefSeq names its product Zn(II)2Cys6 transcription factor. Gene Ontology annotation, biological process: positive regulation of transcription by RNA polymerase II. The record is from RefSeq and is a predicted model, not a curated record. The transcript has a single exon. NCBI's taxonomy places the organism in Eukaryota, Fungi, Ascomycota, Saccharomycetes, Phaffomycetales, Wickerhamomycetaceae. Gene Ontology annotation, molecular function: transcription cis-regulatory region binding; DNA-binding transcription factor activity, RNA polymerase II-specific; zinc ion binding. The coding region runs from base 1 to 2178 and encodes 725 amino acids. Gene Ontology annotation, cellular component: nucleus.